Penaeus vannamei (Pacific white shrimp) is the source of this 597-nucleotide messenger RNA. NCBI's taxonomy places the organism in Eukaryota, Metazoa, Arthropoda, Malacostraca, Decapoda, Penaeidae. The record is from RefSeq and is a predicted model, not a curated record.
AUGAGGACACCGCAACCCCGACACCAUACCAAAACCCCGACACCAUACCAAAACCCCGACGACACCAUACCAAAACCCCGACACCAUACCAAACCCCGACACCAUACCCCCCGACACCAUACCAAAACCCCGACACCAUACCAAAACCCCGACACCAUACCAAAACCCCGACACCAUACCAAACCCCGACGACACCAUACCAACCCCGACACCAUGACACCAAACCCCGACACCAUACCACCCCGACACCAUACCAAAAACCCCGACACCAUACCAAAACCCCGACACCAUACCAAAACCCCGACACAUACCAAAACCCCGAUACCAAAACCCACCCCAAAACCCCGACACCAUACCAAAACCCCGACACCAUACCAAAACCCCGACACCAUGCCGCAACCCCGACACCACACCACAACCACGACACCAUACCGCAACCGACACCCGCAACCCCGACACUGUACCACAACCCGACACCAUACCGCAACCCCGACACCACCCAACCCCGACACCAUACCACCCCGACACCAAUACAACCCCGACACCAUACCGCAACCCGACACCAUACCACAACCCGACACCAUACCGCAACCCUGA